Molecule: messenger RNA, 2016 nt
Organism: Branchiostoma floridae (Florida lancelet)
Lineage: Eukaryota; Metazoa; Chordata; Leptocardii; Amphioxiformes; Branchiostomatidae
Product: EMI domain-containing protein 1-like
Exons: 8
Coding region: 128-913 (261 amino acids)
Source: RefSeq, a predicted model, not a curated record
AAAAAGAUCAGACAUGUUUAGAAUCUUGUGGUAGCCGGACCUGCGUCGAAGUUCGCUGGGUUAUCCAUAGAAUUGCAUCGCUCGGUCGUUUCCUUCAGUUAGUUAAGUGGUCGUUUUCGUCAUAAGGAUGAACACAGAGAAGCUCACUAUCGAUAGCGAUGGUUAUUUCAACCAUCGUCGCGGACACGAACAGGGUCACGUCGCGCUGACCUCGCUGGUGCAACUUCUGACGGCCUGCAUGUCUGUGAUCAUCAUUGCCCUUGUGAUCCAAGAAGGGGCUCGCUUGAGAGAGCGGGUGGCUGUCCAGGGUCGGGAGAUUGAGGAGUUUUCUAACUACCAGGAGAAGAUCUCCGGCUUGGAGAAGGAAGUGGCGGUCUUAAAAGCACAGCAAGAGGUCAACAAGGAAACGCCGGAGGCUAAGCGAGCGGGAGGCGACAUUAACAUGCAGUCGGAACCUGGCAAAACCAGCAGUGCCUCUGUUGUCGACGUCCCCUGGCAAACUGGGCCAGCACACAGCCGGGAAAAGAGAGCUGCGAACUCUGUGACGUGGCCAGCAGGGGCAGGCGCCUGCUUGCAGGGUCCGCCAGGGAGAGACGGGAUGCCAGGCCGUGACGGGAUGCCAGGACGGGACUGUCCCUGUGGAGCAAAAGAUGCAGAGAUAAAUGAACUGCAGAACAAGUGUCUCGUUCUUGAGCAGAGGCUGUCAGCUCUGGAGAAUAACACCGAGAUCGAGACCACACCAAUACCUUGCUCAGGAGAUUCUUGUAAUCCACCGUCCAGCUGCACUGAAGUAGUAGAGAGAAGUGGAUUCAUAAUCAGGCAUUCUACGUCAUCGACCCUGAUGGACCAGAACGGGGAGUCCUGCCGAUGGUUGCUCAGUGUGAUGUUCAGGGAGGAACAGCAAUUACCCUGAUCGGCCACAACAGUGAGGCACGGACACAUGUGAGAGUACGAGGGCCCACGGAGGUAGGUAGCUACUCCAAGGAUGUGACAUACUGGAAUAGCAUGGAACAAGUGAGAGCUGUGGUGGACAAGUCCACUCUGUGCAAACAGCACAUCAAGUACGAAUGCCAUGCUUCCGUGAUGCUGCUUAGAAGUAGCACACCCUACGCCUGGUGGGUGACUUGGGAUGGUCGCCAGGCUGACUGCUGGGGAGGUGCCAGUCCUGGGAGUGGGGGAUGUGCCUGUGGACAAUCAGGCUCUUGCGCUGGAUCCGCAGGUACAUGCAACUGUGAUGCCAAUGACUACACAUGGCGUGAGGAUUCUGGGUUCCUGUCCCACAAAGAUGACCUGCCAGUCACUCAGCUCAGGUUUGGGGAUACUAAUGAGGGUAGUGAAGAAGGUUAUUACACCCUGGGGAAACUCAUCUGCUACCCCUGAGUCUAGCUGUCAAUACAGCAGUGUUCUUAGCAUGUGUGCAGUACAGAAGUUGAAUAAAUCAAUUCAUUUCUUUCUAUUUUUAACUAACAUAGUAUACUUUACAAAACCAAACCAUCAUGGCAGGCGUCAUUCUAUCAGUAAGUGAUGUUAGGCUUGAGGUGUCAAGGGUUUUUGUAAGGUAUGCCGCAGGCAGAAGAUGUAGCACAUUCUAUCGUUUUUAAGAUUUGACUAUGAUUAUUGUACUGUUUAAGUAAUUUUGAUGCCUAGAACCUAGUUCAUUAGGCAACAAUAUACCAGGAUGAAUAUUGACUAGAAUAGAAGAUAUUUUAAUGCAGUCAGUUUUGUGUACCUUAACAUUGUGUAACUUAAUCUGAAACUUUUAAUCGCCAUCUAUUCAUCUGUACUAUGAGUACAACCAAACCAGAAGAUAGCAGAAAUGCUUGUGACAUGUACAAUCAAAUGUCUAAAUAGGACCCAUGCUUAAUACCGAAGAUGUGCUGUAAGAUAAGUUUCUGUUGGUGAUGUAGGAUGUUCAUUCUUCAGCUCUGCUUCAAAUUCAAUAUGAAUGCCAAGCUGGUGGUAAAGAAAUGUGGUUUGAACUGCUUUGGUGAAUAAAAUUUGAUAAUGUCUGUAACA